Rattus rattus (black rat) is the source of this 2846-nucleotide messenger RNA. RefSeq names its product TGFB induced factor homeobox 2 (gene Tgif2). Gene Ontology annotation, biological process: regulation of transcription by RNA polymerase II. Gene Ontology annotation, molecular function: DNA-binding transcription factor activity, RNA polymerase II-specific; RNA polymerase II cis-regulatory region sequence-specific DNA binding. NCBI's taxonomy places the organism in Eukaryota, Metazoa, Chordata, Mammalia, Rodentia, Muridae. The transcript has 2 exons. The record is from RefSeq and is a predicted model, not a curated record. Bases 176 to 889 code for a protein of 237 amino acids.
GAUUCAUCCGCCUUGCUCAGGCUAUGGUGCCACUGUCCGGGAUUUGACACCAUGACCCUGCUUGUGAGGGAGAACUCACUAGGAGACUAAGGAAAGGGGGACAGACGCUAAUAUCCCCAUCCACUUUGUCACUUGCCCCAGGCUGCCCAGAGGUCCAGCUUAGUCCCCAAGCACCAUGUCGGACAGCGAUCUAGGCGAGGAUGAAGGUCUUCUGUCCCUGACCGGCAAGAGGAAGCGCAGGGGGAACCUGCCCAAGGAGUCAGUAAAGAUUCUCCGAGACUGGCUGUAUCUGCACCGCUACAACGCCUACCCCUCUGAGCAGGAGAAACUAAGCCUCUCUGGACAGACCAACCUCUCCGUGCUGCAGAUAUGUAACUGGUUCAUCAAUGCCCGCCGCCGCCUUCUCCCUGACAUGCUUCGGAAGGAUGGCAAAGACCCUAAUCAGUUCACCAUCUCCCGGCGUGGGGGUAAGGCCUCAGAUGUGGCUCUCCCCAGGGGCAGCAGCCCCUCUCUGCUGGCUGUGUCUGUUCCAGCCCCCACCAACAUGCUCUCCUUGUCUGUGUGUUCCAUGCCACUCCACUCAGGCCAAGGUGAAAAGCCAGCAGCGUCCUUCCCACAAGUGGAGCUGGAAUCCCCCAAGGCCCUGGUGACCCCUGGUAGCACACUCACCCUGCUGACUAGGGCAGAGGCUGGAAGCCCCACAGGUGGACUCUUCAAUACACCACCACCCACACCCCCAGAGCAGGACAAGGACGACUUCAGCAGCUUCCAGUUGCUGGUGGAGGUGGCGCUGCAGAGGGCUGCUGAGAUGGAGCUUCAGAAGCAGCAAGAUCCAGCGCCACCCUUACUACACACUCCGCUCCCUCUAGUCUCAGAAAAUGCCAAGUAGGCACUGCUCCCAGGCGGCUUGAGGUCCAGGCCAGCUGUCCCAGGUUCCUGGUUCACUUCCCUUUCAUACAGAGGGUUAUCUAUGUACGGAUCACUGCCAAGCAUCAGGAUCAUCUGUCCAGCGGGCCUCAGCAGAAAGAGGCCAGCUGAUGUCGCUGCACUGCACCGUUAACAGGGCCUGUACUCUGCUGAGUGCCAUUCCUUCAAGAGUCCUCUCCGAGGAGACCAAGGCACCAGAGCCAGGUGUGGUGUUGCUGCUGCUGCUUCUCCAGAGAGCCCUGGGACACCUGCACUCCAGCCUGCUUUCCAACCCAGGCUCAGGAAACCUGCCAAGUUCAGACUUGAGCUGGGUCCAAGCCGCCCCUAAGCUGUGCCUCUUGGUCGAGCCAGGUGCACACAUUCCAGCCUAUUCAAAGGACAAAGGAAAAUGCCCAGCAGAUGUCACAGAGCCGACUCCAGUUGAAUGUUUAGAUUUUUGCUAAAUUGUUUUAUUUUCCUUUUGCUGUGGUUUGUGUUAAUGGCAGUAGGUAGCCCAGAAGCACAGGUGUGGGGAGAGAGCACCUUACGUGAGGGAUGGGGCUGGAUGAAUGGGGUAAUCUACGGCUGCUCAGGAUGACUGUAUAAGGGACCAGCAGAUAAUCUAUAGUGCUGAAUUCAGACUAUGGUGAUUGUUUAAUCUUGGUUUGGUUUACCCUGUUAUAAAAGACAGAAGGAAAAUAUCCACAGGUGGUGGAUUCCAGACGGGGAAUAAAGCCACAAUCAAGUCCAAGCAAAGCAGACAGCCAUUUAGACACAGCAGAGACAGAUGAUAAGAGACACACUUGUUUCUAUUGUAGUUUGGGGUGGUUAAGCUAGACUGAAACAGUUUUGUUUUUCUCUCUGUUCUGGGUAGCUAUCCCCGCUUUUGUAGCUUGUUUCAGACUUAGUCCAGCAUCUCCUGCUUGGGGAAGAGUGAGCCAUCUGCUGGUCAGGAGGCCCUUCAGACAUGCCACUUGUUCCUUCACCUAGGCAGUUGGAGCCUUCCUGGAGGAGAGGCUAGUGCAGCUACAGCCGCCUGGGAGCUGUGUCUGUUCACCUCCCUUCAAGUUGGGAUUGCAAGGGGCCUGCCUAAGUUUCCCGGGAAACAGACCACACUUGGUCUUAACCUCCUUCCUUCCCCCUGUUUACUUUGCUUAGUUUUCAGCAGCACUAUACCCCAUCUUUAUAUAUCCUAAGAAACACUAACCCUAGGUUUUUAUUAAUCAAAAUAUUUGUGUUCUGAAUAACCAGAAGAUGUGAGGAGCCCUGACUGUAAUUUCCUGGGGUCUACCAGGUUGUGCGCACAGAUGGGGCUCUUGGAUGUUGACUGACUUGGAGUGCCUGUCCCAGAGGAAGGCAGAAGACGACCACUCUGGCCUUUCUGGGAGCCCCUGACGUUUACCAGGCUUCCAUACCUCUCCUGAGUGGCUGUGCCCCAUUCCUUGCUGUGCAAGUGGAAUGAGAGAUUUGCUGUUUGUAGGGACUGCUCUCCUAGGCUGUCUCGGCCCCCCUCUGGCUUCCUGUACUGCAGGAGACCCAGCAACCUCACCUGUGACCUGGAGGCACUCCUGGGAAGGGCAUGGUGGGUUCACUGAGUUUGGUUUGCCCACUUCUGCCCCACCUGUCUGAGAGCUCCCAUGGCUGUGUAGGAUGCUCCGGUAGGGGGUGAUACUAGGAUGAGGGAUUUUCCCCCCACAGUGCACUGAGCAGGGGAGGAGGGAAGGAGCCAUGCUGCUGACAUAUUCUGGCAUCCCCCUCCUGGAGUGAAACAGGGCAUCUGAAGGGUAGAGCAGUCUCUGCUUAGGUUGCUUGUAAGGUAAAUCUGGAGAAGCACAGUUGUCCCAUUGAACAAUAUUUGAGCAAAAAAACUACUGUAAAUAACUGGUUUUUGUCUUUUGUCAAAUAAAAUUGUUUUGGUUUUGUUUAUGUUUAAAGUCAAA